AUUCGUUGUUUAGUUGGUAACUCGCUCCUGUUCUUCCAUCUGUCUUUCAAACUUUCUCUGGCGCAAAUUACUCUAAACUUUAACACUCCCAAACACAAUUUUUCUUUCCCAAUUUUUCCCUAAAAAAAAAUCAUUUUCGAGUAAGCACACUCUUCCUCAUCCAUGGCAUCUCGCCGCCGCAUGUUAUUGAAGGUCAUAAUCCUUGGAGAUAGCGGGGUUGGUAAAACAUCACUGAUGAAUCAGUAUGUGAAUCGUAAAUUUAGUAAUCAGUAUAAGGCAACCAUUGGUGCAGAUUUUCUCACCAAGGAGGUUCAAUUUGAAGAUAGGUUGUUCACAUUGCAGAUUUGGGAUACUGCUGGUCAAGAGAGGUUUCAGAGUCUUGGUGUGGCUUUCUACCGUGGUGCAGAUUGCUGUGUUCUUGUUUAUGAUGUAAAUGUAAUGAAAUCCUUUGACAAUCUCAACCACUGGCGAGAAGAAUUUCUUAUUCAGGCUAGUCCAUCUGAUCCUGAAAACUUCCCAUUUGUUGUAUUGGGAAACAAAAUAGACGUUGAUGGUGGAAAUAGCAGAGUUAUUUCUGAGAAGAAAGCAAAGGCAUGGUGUGCUUCAAAGGGAAACAUACCAUACUUUGAGACCUCUGCUAAAGAAGGGUUUAAUGUUGAAGCUGCUUUCCAGUGCAUAGCAAAAAAUGCACUGAAGAAUGAACCUGAAGAAGAAAUGUACCUGCCUGAUACAAUCGAAGUUGGUGGUGGUGGACGGCAACAGAGAUCUACUGGUUGUGAAUGUUAAGUGGAGAGAGUUCUCUCAUGCAACUCUACUUUAUCGACUUUGUAAAACCAAGGACAAAUUUCAAAUUUUGUUUUGUAUCUAUCUAGUGGAUUUAGCUGCCAUCAUGUUUAUUUUUCUAUCUUUAUCUUUUUGUGUUUGUGACAAAUGUUCCUCCAAAUCAGGAAAUGUAUGUGGAAAAUUGUUUUGUUCAAUCGAGUUAUGACAUUGAUUUGUGUUAUAA
Messenger RNA from Vigna unguiculata (cowpea), 1006 nucleotides. It is a transcript of the gene RABG3D, whose product is annotated as RAB GTPase homolog G3D. Gene Ontology annotation, cellular component: vacuolar membrane. Gene Ontology annotation, molecular function: GTPase activity; GTP binding. Lineage: Eukaryota; Viridiplantae; Streptophyta; Magnoliopsida; Fabales; Fabaceae. The record is from RefSeq and is a predicted model, not a curated record.